Triplophysa rosa is the source of this 1577-nucleotide messenger RNA. Its product is annotated as Y-box-binding protein 2-A-like. Gene Ontology annotation, cellular component: nucleus. Gene Ontology annotation, molecular function: nucleic acid binding. The coding region runs from base 108 to 1004 and encodes 298 amino acids. The transcript is spliced from 10 exons. NCBI's taxonomy places the organism in Eukaryota, Metazoa, Chordata, Actinopteri, Cypriniformes, Nemacheilidae. The record is from RefSeq and is a predicted model, not a curated record. Gene Ontology annotation, biological process: regulation of gene expression.
CUCAGUCGAUCCUUCCUGACAGGCAAUCGGGAUAAAAAGUUUGAGGUGGCCGCUGGAGUAAAAGAUUGGCGAGUUGGAGGGAGGGGGUUAAAAUCACGAUUGAGAAAAUGAGCGACACAGAGGCGAAGAGCGAAGCACCGCCUGAAGAACCUCAACCUGAGAGAAAAAUUAUCGCGACGGCAGUGCAGGGGACUGUGAAAUGGUUCAAUGUGCGCAACGGAUACGGCUUCAUCAACAGAAAUGACACCAAAGAAGAUGUUUUUGUUCAUCAGACUGCAAUAAAAAAGAAUAACCCAAGAAAGUUCCUCAGAAGUGUGGGGGAUGGUGAGGUGGUGGAGUUUGACGUUGUUGAAGCCGCUAAGGGUUCUGAGGCAGCCAACGUGACCGGUCCAGGUGGUGUACCUGUCAAAGGCAGCAGAUAUGCCCCUAAUAAACGCCGGUUCCGUAGACGGUUUUAUCCACGGAACGCACGCCCUGGUGAGGGAGAUUCAAAAGCUGCUGGGGAUUCUGCUGGUCCCACAUCAGAGGGAGAAGGCAAUGAGGAGAGAGGAGAACCUCAGCCUCGCCCACGACGCCAGCGGCCACGCAGAAGACCCGUUGUGCCACAAGGCGAGGGAGAAGCAGGAGACAGAAAUGUAGAGGGAGAAGGUGCCCAGCAGAGGCCUCCACCACGCAGGUUCAGACCUCGAUUUCGAAGGCCACUCCGUCCUCAUCCACCCUCUGGAGAGGCCACGGCCCCUGCAGAAGAGCAGGAGUCGCCCUCUAAAGAAGGCCAGACCGAUGGGGAGCAGGUUGAAGGACAACCACGGAAACCCCGCAGACAGUUCGGGCGACGCAGACAGAGGAAAUCUGAAUCCGGUGCAUCUAAAGAUGAAGAUGAACCUGAAAAAACUUCUGAUGCUUCCCCCGAUGGGGCAUCUAAGCCUUCUUCUGAAACUUCUCCAAAACAAUCCCCUAAAAAAACUGAGGCACCUGCCCCUACAGCGGCCAAGAGCACAGAAUGAUUUCUGUGACCUGGAAGGAAUCAUUUGACCCCAGCAAGAGGUUCCUGGGUGGGUUAGUUUGGGGGGUAAGACCUCGCUGUCUCAUCAAACAUUCAACCAUUUGUCCAAACAACUUGCUCCUCACUUCUACAUCCUUGUCUCUCCCCGCACCUGAUUCUCCCCCUGUGGUAUGGAACCUUCGUCUGUCGUGGAGCAAAAGAGGGCUGGUAGGGAAGGGAGGGUUGUGCUGAUGCAUAUUUAGCCAUUUAAAAUAAAAUUGCAAAAAAGAAACCUGCUCAAAAAGCCCCAUUAUAUUUAUAGUAUUUCCCCGUUAUAGUUUUGUUGUGUACUAUGGGCAGUGAGCAGUCGAGAAAACAUGACCAGUUUGGCUAAUUUAAGUUCAUCAAUGAGAGGAAAUGCUAUCCAAUACUGCACAGGCUCUUCUCUUACUUGUAAUCAAAUACAAACGGGGAAAAAAUACAUCCAAUCAAAAAUUGUUCAAACUUUUGUCUUUUUUUUCCCUUUUAUAUGUACUUUUUUGAUUGGGAUUGUGCAAUGUUAGUAAAGUGAGUAAAUAAAGUAUUUGCAAAGCCA